AAGGAUACGGCUAAAACGUAAACAUGGCGGGAUUACAUGUGAUAGUAGAAAAUAAUUUGUUCAAUCUUUAAAUAAAUUAAUGGUCAUUAAUUAAAUAAUUUAACAAAAUGGAUGUCAGAAUAAGGACACUUUUAACCGCUUCAAAAAAUGCUUCAGGCCUAAAGGGAGAAGGAUUUUUAAGAGAAGCAUUUGAUAUACUAAUUACCGCGGGUAAUAAACCGGUAACAGAAGGAACUCAACCAUUUGGCAUUGAUUUAUUUGUUGUUUGCGCAGAAGAAGCUAUUAGUCAUAAUAGACCAGACAUUGCCAAAGAAUGCAUAAAGUUAUUUAAAAGUAAGAGCCCACCAUCAAAUCAAUUUCUAGGCAGAGCUUAUCUGGUUGAAGCUCAACUCGUUGCUCCAACAAACGCCAAUCAAUUGGCCGAAUUGGAAGAGGCAAUAGGAUUUAUUUUAAAAGCAAUUAACAUGGCUAGAGAUAAAGAAAAAUAUCAUUUUCUAAUUUAUAACGCAUCUUUGGUUUAUUGGUCAUUUUGUAGACCAUUUUUGAAGCCAGUCUGGAAGAAAUACCUAUCAAAAUCUCUUCAUCAAAUAGUAAAAGCAUUGGACGAAAUCAACGAUCCUGAUAAGGAGUGGAAAGCAACUCUAAUGAUAACUCUAAUAGAAUGCCAUCUCGAUGCCGGAAGCAAACAAGAAGCUUCGGCUGUGGCAUCUGUGGCGUCAACAUUUGUAAAACAAAACGUUCCAUCAAUGUAUAAGCAAUUGUUUGCUUUAUUAGUACGACAUCAGUUAGUUGACUUUAGUAGCGCCAAAUAUCAAAAAGAUAUAAGAAGUUCAUCGGAAAUUAACGUUUUCUUUAAAAUAUGCAAAUUAAAGAGUUUAAUCGAUCAAAAGAAAACAUGGGAUAAGGAAGUUGAUGACGAAGCUAAAAAGAUACUCAAUCAGAUGGGUGUUCUGGAUGAUAAAGACAUAGAAAUGUCUAGAGCCAAGGAUCGUCGCACUCCGUCACCCUCAGCCGCUACUCGUAAAAUGGAUAUUGAUAAUCCCGAAAGACCUUAUUUACUAUUGGAAAUGAGUAGAUUAGCCUCUGAGUAUAAUCUUCCUCAAAUUAUGCAGCAAUGCCUUACUGGAAUCAAGAUAGCUAAUUUUCCGAAUGAUCCAAAUUUUCCUCUUCAAUUAGAAUUGAUGGAAUGCGACCUAAUGGUAAAAAAAUUGGGUGAAAAUAGAGAAAAUUAUCAAAAAAACCUCUUAGAAGUAAGACUAAUCGCAAUUAAAAGAUGUGAUGAGGCAUUGACAAAUUCGGCUAGGCAACAAAAUGCUGGUUUAAUACAAUCAGCCUGCGCGACACUAUGGAAUUUAUGCCUUCCAGUUUUACAAACAAAUCUAAGAAUAAAAGUCAGAAGACCUCUGACAAACAUAGUGGAAGCUCUGGAAGAAAUCGAUUCUCUACUCUUUCAAUUUAGAUGCCAAGUUCAUACGGAAUUGGCAAAGAUUGAGGAAGACGUUGAACAAUUAGAAGUUGCCAUUGCGCAUAUUCGGAAAGCAAUAGCAUUGGAUGAUGCCAAAACGUAUAAAGAACUCUUAGAAUCUGCUUUACAUAGGAUAGAACUGAAAAAGGAAUUAUAUCAACAGCCCGAUGUUGAUGAGGAUGCAGCAGCUAUGAUAAUAGAACAAGCGAGAAGCGCUGAAACCGGAACAGUAUUAAUGAAAAGAAGUAUUUUAGUAAAGGCAGGACAAGCCUUAGCCCCUGAUGCUUUCCUCUUGGUUCUGGAGUCUGAGAGUCCACCUAAAGAAGUCGGUGGGGGAAAAGCCGAUUCUUCUCGAUUCGUUAAGUAUGGUCAUAAGGCGGAGCAAUUCUGGAAUUGUAUUAAAAAGGCCCCUGGACAUUUGAAGAGGCUGGGCAGUGAGAAAGAACACGAACGAGCUAAAUUAUGGGCUGAUUUAGCAAAAACGGCACGUAAACAAGAAGUAUGGGAUGUUUGCAGAGUAGCUUGUCGUUUCUGUUUACUAUAUGACGAUGGUAGAUUUGUAAGAGACGACUUGUUGAAAGAAGAGCAGAGACCUCCUACGUCUUUAUCAAAAAAAGGAUCAGAAGUUUCUUUCGAGAAACCAGCCACGCCUCCACCAACAAUAAGUAUGCUUUUCGAGAAGCACCUCUUAAGAACAUUGGUAGAAGUGUACUUUGUGCAAGGUGAAGCCCUUAUUCACCUUCUAAGAUCAGAAGGAGUAGAGCUCUAUCAAAAACCAAUACCCCCUGAGGACAGAAGCAUAAGGCCUAAAGGUUAUGUGACCGUCAAAGCUGAGGAUGAUCCUCACUGGCAGACCUAUUGUGAUUGGUUAGAUCGAAUCUCGGAGGAUGCUACUAAAAGUUUCCUAAGAGCAAGUGAAAUUGGAGUAAAUUUGAACGAACCGUGGGUCGUUUGUAGUUCAUCCGCUUACUUGUGGAAUUAUAAUCAGCAUCGUCUAUCUUCAAAUAAGCACUCCGAAUUGGUUAAAGUUUUUGAAGUUCUUCUAAACGCCCUAAAAUCUGUAGGACAUGCCGGGGAAACAAUUAUGCUUGUUAGCUUAUGUAAUGCUCUGGCAAAAGGUCUUUUACAACCAUGGGAUCCACUAUUGCAGUCUCCUGGAUCAGUCCCACCUAGAGCACCAUCCCCCGGUAAAAAGCAGGGUGGGCUUGCCGAUUCAAAAUCGAAACAGACUCUGCAAAUCAAUCCGGAUGGAAUUCCGUUUAUUAAGCAGGCGAUAGAAGUUUGCGAGUUCUGUAUGGAUGUCACAGAUGGAAAGGAAGCGAUUAAUAUCGUUCCCAUUAGUGUAAGAGUGGAUUUGCUACACACUUGGGUUAGGGCAAAACAAUUAAGCCAAUCGCAGAUUGGAAAAGAGCUGGGUACUAAUUCAUCAGAGGAUAUGAACGGUCAAAAGCCUAUGACUAGAUCCAUUGUUGUCGUUGAAAUGCAUAGUUUAAAUAAUAAUGGAAUUAUGGAAUUCAAAGAAAUACCACCGCUCGAAAAGGUGGCUGAAAUGAUACAAAUGGCAACUUGGGAAGAUCAUCUUGUAGAACUAAAGCUAUGGACAACUUUAACCUAUCAUUCCUUUAAAGCUCAAAAGCAUCAGCUCGUUUUGAAAUGUUCUGACGCAGCUUUGGAAUUUCAUGGAGGAACAUUGCCUAAAGGCAAAAAACGUCAAGGAAAUGAAUAUAUUGUGGAGCGAGAGAUGCUCUUCUAUUCGGCUACUUUAAGAGGUAGGAGCUUGGUUGAUACUGCAGCGGGUAAGAAUGCACCUAGGAGAUUGGCUCUCCAGUUCUUUUUGAAAGCUGCUCUGUUUGCUGCCGAUGCUCAAAAUUAUGAACUAGUAAUGCAAGCCGCAAGGCGUUAUUGGAAUGCAGCUCUGCCUCUUAUUCAGCAACCAAUUGAGAGGGAGGUUCUUAAAUCGCCACUUACACUACUUCUUGAUGCUAUCAAUAAAACGACAGAUAAAAAUGCUUAUAAAUCUUUGGAAACAGCUGAAGAUGAAGAUGAAACUUCAAACGAAUUAGCCCCAAUCGAUUCUACAGAGAAGAAGAAGAUUGGUAUAAUAGGAGGACCUGAGGACGACUUGACUCUUCGGGCAUUUUUCUAUUGUGUUCUUUUCCAAAGUUAUGCUGAUAAGCACGAUUGGAAAAGUGCUCUUGAAGUUAUGGAUAAAGCUAUCAAUGACAUGCCGAGAACAAACCACCGCCUUUUGUUGCACAAACACGUCGUUAUGGUUAAAGCUAAAUUAGGCUUGUCAGUUCUCCUUAAUAUACAAAAGUUUAAGGAUGAUAGCGAAGAUUAUCUUGCCCAUAUGUGGAGGAGAGUAGCACUCUGUUCAAAGGAUAUAGAAUUCCAACUAGAAGCUUAUCAGAAUGCUAUAGAAGCAUUGACGAAGAAAAGUUCUGAAUGGCAAAAAGUUGAUUAUCUUUUGGAAUUAGGACAAUGGCUCUAUUGUCAUGAAUUUCCAAGAUGUGAUGCUACAGAUCAAAUUGAAUGGGCAAUAGACAUACUCUUGAACAUGGAAUUUGAACAAGAUCGAUCUCAUUCACCUCUUUCCAAGAAGGGUCGUAAAGAAACCGGAAGCAAAUCGAUGAAACCAAAAACAAAGAAACCAGCUGAGAGGGAAAAGAGAAAAUCGACUUCUAUUAAAAAAAUAUCGAAAGAAGAAAAAGCUCCAGAUACAGCCAGAACCACUAGUGAUCAAAGUCAAGUGGAUUCACAAGCUAUAAUACCCAUUAAAAAAGACGCUAUAAUUGGUGUUAUUCCAAUGAAACCAGAACAAAAGAUAUCUGAUCUAAUAAGUAUUAAGCAACUAGACUAUCUUCUACAAUGUACCGUUCUGCUGGCCGAAGUUGUUGGCAGUCAAUCAAAUGAGCACGUUAAUAACGUUCUGUUAGCAUAUGGUUAUUUGAUGAGGAUAUGGCAAGUUUCCUUAUCCGCUAGUGGGCCAGUUAUGAAAGAGUUGGCUAAGAGACCACAAACAGAAGGUGAAAGUGAUAAAGGUGGUAAAGGAAAGAAAAGUGGUAAAAAGGCUAAAGAAGAAGAACCUGUAAAGGAGAGACCAAAGCGUAAAGGUCCUCUUGAUCAUCUUCCUAGUAGUAUUGAAGCCUGGGCUGAAUAUGAUGCUCCUGAAGAAGUUCUUGAAGCCUUUAAACAGGAAUCAAUGAAACUGACCGGAAUAAACCAACAUACAAUCUUAAAACCCAUGUUAACCAUUUACUAUUUGGAUACCCUUGUAAAGCAUCUAAAUAGGUUGGGAUUCCAUCAUAUGGUUUUUCCAGCAUUAGCCCUACAAGAUACUAUAGCAAGAGGAAUGCUAGAGAAUCGCUCUCUUACUUCUUUGAUACAUUUAAAAUCCUGGAAAUCUUGCAUGCAAAUUGGGUAUAUAAAUGGAAUUAAAUUUCAUGAACAGUAUUCUGAUUUUAAAUUAAACGAAGAUGAAGUAGCGAAUUCCAGAGAGGCUAUGGCAGUUUGGAGAGAAAAACAGGCCCAAGUAAGAAGAGAAGAAAAGAGAUUGCUGGAUGCAAAUGUUCUAAAAAAGAAACAGGGGAAUAGAGACGACUCUGUUGAAGGAGCCGAAAAAACAAAUACUGCGGAGCAUAUUGGAAGGGAGCUUGGUGAAGUUAAAAUUAGGAAUGUUUGGUUAGAAACUGCAGAAAUUCUCAUAACUCAGGGUAUCUAUCAACCUGCAAGAGAUAUUCUAAACGAAGUCUUAGUAACAGCUAGAGCUUAUGAAGAUGCCUAUAUUGAGGGGAAAGUUUUACAUUUACUCGGACAUUUAUCGAUGAUUGAAGCUCAAUAUGGACAGGCGGUAGCGUUAUGUCUCGAAGCUCAAAAAAGGUUUAAGGGUGACGAAAUGUUUUGGUAUGAAACGACUAUGAUUAUAAUUGAGUCUACAAGAAAAGAUUACUCUUUGAAGAAUAACCUUCGUAAAGGACUGUUACAGGCAAGAACGUUAGUUUUACAUGCUGUGGAAAUAUUUUCUGAAAUUGAGCAGACAAGGCCUAAUAAGCAGGAUAUAACUGGAUUUAUUUUGAAUAAUUUUAAAGCAAAAUUAGUCCAAAUCCAAAUAGAUAUUAUAUUACAAGCCCAAGAUAAUCUGACUAAACCAAGUGUAAUUACAGCAAUAUUAUCAUCCUGCAACAAAUUAAAGCAUUGCUGGGCCGAACUAUUAGCAUUGGGUUAUGUUCAAGAAGCGUUAAAAUUUAUGCUAGAUCAAGCAGAAUUAUUAGAAAAGAUUGCCAUAGCUUUUAAUGGUUCGAAAGAUGGAGAUUUCUACUAUAUUGAAAUUAUAGAAAUAUUAGAAUAUUCUGUGAGAAUUGCUAGAGAUCUAUUCCAGGACGCUAUUACAUUGACAUCUCCAGUUUCUGAUCUGCAACAUAUUAAUUUACCUUACCAGAGAAUUACGAUAAAAUGCAAUGUUAAAUAUUCUAGGGUAUUAAUUAAAAUAUUCGAAAUAUAUGUCGAACGAGCCAGAAAUCAAAGAAUUCAAUGGGAAAGAAAAUUAUCUGUUGAGAGAGAAGUUGAGAAUUUAACAAGAGACACUCCACACUAUGAAGGUAGAGAGCAACAAUGGGAAUCUCUUAUAAAGACUGCUUGCGAUCAGGCACUAACUAGCCUAAGUUUUGCUCAUUCUCUCACCAUAUCGCAGCAAGAGUCACCAAAUUUAAUAGAAUGGAGAGCUAAAUGUUUAUUUUUAGUGGGAAGAUGCGUCAGACUUAUGUCAGAACAUGCUUCUCCCGAUCCUAAACAACUUUGGAAUGCUGAUUGGAUAGAGAGGGAGAAACUAGGUUUACAUAUUGAUGAAAGCGCUGAAAAUGAAUACGUCAAUGAAGAUACAGAUGAAUUUAUUAAAUUCUCUGCAAGAUUGAAAAAAUUAAAGAGUGAAAAGCAUAGUUCUCAAAAAUUACUCGCUCAAGCAACUGAAAUUCUUCAACAAUCAAUAGUAUUAUCCUUGAAACAUGGUUUACUUAGAACGACUAGCGAAGCAUCAAUUGAAUUAGUUGAAUGCCUAGGUCAAUUUGAUCCUGGCCUUUGCAGUCAAUAUCUAUCUUUACGUCAGAGUUGUGAAGCGUCACUCUACUGCGAAAAUUUAUUAAAAAGGGCACUUGUCGAUCCAACUCAAUCUCAGCUGGCAGCUCUUCUAAAACAAAGAGAUGAUAUGUUAGAAAAAGACUUGAUAUUCAAUUCGAAAAUGGGUCCGAGCUAUAGAUCAAUUAUGCAACAAUUGGACGAAAAGUUCAUUGCUUGGAAAAGAUUACGCGUAUCAACUCACCAUAUGGAUCUAAUAAAAGAUUUACCUCCGAAUAUUACUUGUGUCGUUCUUCAAUUCUCUCCCGAUAAGAAUUAUCUGUAUUGUUCCAUAAUGGACAAAUCGAAAAAUUUAAAUGCAGCCGCAGCAAAUAGAAGGGGAGCAGGCCAGUUUACAUCAAAAGCUCAAGUCUUGAGAGUAAAAACUUCAAGGCAAGAAUUAGAGGAAUUACAAGAGAGAUGGAAAUGGUGGAAACACGAUGCAAUGAUGAUCCUUUUAAAGUGUCAAUAUAAGAAAACAAGACAGGCUCAAAGGGAAAAGAUGCUCUCUACUCUUGAUUCAGGAUCUCCUAUUCCGAAUGAAAGUAAAUUUGAAGAUGAAGAUGAAGAGAAAUUGAGACAUGAAUAUUUGAAUUUAAUAGAGUGUACAGAGACAUAUUUGAGUGAUAUCUCAAAGAAAUUAAAAGAAAAACGCCCAACAAGCGGAAGCACAAUGAGUAAGGAUGCUCAAUCAGCUGAAAAUGAGUGCAUCGCAAUACUAGCGGAUAUUGAACUCCUUAAAUGGCCUUUGGAGGCUUUGAGAUGUCUUCAAGCAGAUUAUAUAACAUCAGUCUCAAGAGAUGUUAGUCUUCAAAUGUUACAUCAUAAAAUGUACAUUGAACCUCUAGACGAAGCCGCCGAAAAAGCCUUGAAAGAAAAAGAAAAAAAUAAACCGCCUAGUCGAAUACCUGGAUUGCGUGAUGCUGCGAAGAAACAGAGUAAAAUCGUACCCCUUGAGAGACCAGUACCAUCUACCUGUCUACCAGUGGAUACUCAUGCCGUUAGAUUUGUUGUCGAUCCGAAUUCUGAUGCGCCUGAUACAGAUACUUGUAAACCUAUUGAAAUUUUCAACGAAAUGGUUGAAAAACAUUCUCAACAAUUCACACCUCGUUGGCUUGGAGUUGCAGGUAGUGAACAUUCUCCAAGUGUAGGAGAGUACGAAAUUUAUUUGAAUGAGGGCUCUGGCUUCAUUUAUUACGGAAUGGAAAGAUUUGCAUGUCAAUUAUCGCCUUCAAAUAUAGCAAGUCUUAACUUGCCAGAGUGCCAGUUUGUGAUGCUUCUCGACUUGAUGCAAACAGGCAAGAGCUUUUCAAGGAGAGCCAAAACUGACGUCCUUAAAACACAAGAAGUUCUUAACCUGGAAAAACCUGUCGAGACGUCCAUUUUGUUAGGUUUGACUGGUGUUAGAUGCGUUCUAUCAAACCAAUGGCAUUGUUCUCUAGAAGAAAAUGCACAGCGCAUACAUGAUUUUAUGAAAGAUUUCCUACCUAAAGCCUAUACAACUGGUGAAGCUACCCGAUUUUUAUCAAUGCCUCAUAAGAGGAAGCCCGAUGAAACCGCAGAAGAGGAAGCAGAAGAAACAGAAAACGAAAGCAGCGGAAUGAAACACGGUUUAAGUAUGGCAACACUAACCUCUGAACAGAUUUCAGGAGAGAGAUCAAAUUUUAAUAUGGUAUGCUACGGCGCUCCAAAUCUAAUGGUCACUCAAUUUGGAAAGUGA
Molecule: messenger RNA, 8294 nt
Organism: Dimorphilus gyrociliatus
Lineage: Eukaryota; Metazoa; Annelida; Polychaeta; Dinophilidae
Source: the annotation of a GenBank genome assembly